AAUGGCAGAUGCAUCAAGGAACACAAAUAGAGUAUAUAUCAAUACAACAGUUGGAGAUUCCAGCAACCAAACCUACUUUGACUUUAGGAACUCCGAAUCUUUGCCUAAAACAGCAAUAAAAAUAGAUGAUCUUCAAGAUGUUGUGUUUAAUGGAAAUAAUGGGAAUAACAUAUUUGAAACUCAGUUUAAGGCUCUACCACAAGGUAUGGUUGAAAACUUUUCUGAAGCUGUCAAGUUAGAAAACAAAGGGAAGAAUAGAUAUACGAGACUUUAUGCUUAUGAUGACACACGAGUUGUUCUUAACACAGAGGAGGAUUCAAUCUCGGAUUAUAUUAACGCAUGCUAUGUACAUGGUUUCAAUAAAUCAAGAAAAUAUAUAGCGACACAAGGACCAACAAAGAACACCGUGGCAGACUUCUGGUGGAUGGUUUGGCAGGAGGACACCAGCAAAAUUGUAAUGCUGACAAACUUAAUAGAAGAAGGAAGGAAUAAGUGCAUAAAGUACUGGCCUGAUGACAUGGAGGAAUAUUUUGGAAAGUUGAAGAUUUGCCUUAAAAAGGUGGAAACAAAUUCCCAGUUUGAUAUAAGGACUCUAUCUGUUAAAAAGGAUAACUCAGCUGAAAAGACCGUUACUCAGUUUCAUUUUACAGUGUGGCCUGACAAAGGUAUUCCAAGAUAUGCAUCUGCUCUAGUUCACUUUUUGAAAAAGGUGAACAAUGCACCUACUCACGGUAGUAGUCCGAUCAUUGUACAUUGCAGUGCUGGUGUUGGAAGAACUGGAACCUAUAUCGCCCUAGACUAUCUUACAGACCAGGGGAAAACACUUGGAUACGUCGAUGUUGCUGGGUGUGUUGAUUCUCUAAGAAGGCAGAGAGUUAGUCUUGUGCAAACAUUGGACCAGUAUAUAUUUGUUCACCGCGCAUUGGUUGAAUCACUAAUGAUGUCAUCAUCAACAAUCCCUGCACAGAAAUUCCAAGAAAGAUAUUGUGAACUUCAAAAAGUAGAUCCCAACAAAAAUAAAACGAGAAUUUGCAUAGAUUUUGAGAAUCUUCAAAGAGUCUCGCCACCAUCUGAAGACAGUCUGUACGUAUCAGCAAAGCUUGUUGUAAAUAGACAAAAGAACAGAGACCCUAAUGUUCUGCCAGUUGAGGAUUUCAUGCCGUUCGUAACAAGUGAUGAUGGGAGACCUAUCUAUAUUAAUUGCCGUGUUUUGCGGUAA
Ruditapes philippinarum (Manila clam) is the source of this 1219-nucleotide messenger RNA. Its product is annotated as receptor-type tyrosine-protein phosphatase T-like. The transcript is spliced from 11 exons. NCBI's taxonomy places the organism in Eukaryota, Metazoa, Mollusca, Bivalvia, Venerida, Veneridae. The record is from RefSeq and is a predicted model, not a curated record. The coding region runs from base 2 to 1219 and encodes 405 amino acids. Gene Ontology annotation, molecular function: protein tyrosine phosphatase activity. Gene Ontology annotation, biological process: protein dephosphorylation.